Molecule: messenger RNA, 3570 nt
Organism: Anopheles moucheti
Lineage: Eukaryota; Metazoa; Arthropoda; Insecta; Diptera; Culicidae
Gene: Hex-A
Product: hexokinase type 2
Exons: 9
Coding region: 417-1808 (463 amino acids)
Biological process (GO): glycolytic process; intracellular glucose homeostasis; glucose 6-phosphate metabolic process
Cellular component (GO): mitochondrion; cytosol
Molecular function (GO): ATP binding; glucokinase activity; D-glucose binding
Source: RefSeq, a predicted model, not a curated record
GUUGUUUUUGACACACCGGGCAAACUUCGAUUGCUUGGUGACAACACACGGGUAUUUUGUUGGUGAUUUUGGCACUGGUGUAUUGUUUUAUACGUACUGCUCCAGAUUCGCAAGCGUGUACACGUGUGUUUGUGUUUGUGUAUGUGUGCAGAGGAAUAAGUUUCACAAAAUCACAGUGUUUGCGCGUGUGUGAGAGUUUCUAAAGUGUUGUAAAGUCCAGUGUCCACCAAAUAGUUUCAUCAUUGGGUGCGAUUGCUUAGAAAGAACCGUCAUCACUUAUCGCAGCUGCUGUGUAGUGUGUACAACCCUUAAUACGACGUCGAACUUACGGGACGCGGAAGUGCGCGAUAGGCAAACAGCACCACAACUAUCAUUAUCGGUUCGUCCGUAGAGCAGAGCCGCCGAAAUUGUCCAGCAUGGAUCUGGUGAAACCAUUCAUGGACAUGCACGUGGAUCGUGUUCUCAAGGAAAUCCGUGAUCAAUGCAGGGAGCUAAUCCUCACAGACAAACAGAUCGAGGAGAUUAUGCGACGGGUGAUCAAGGAAAUUAACCGAGGGCUCAGUAAAGAAACGCACGCCGAGGCUGACGUUAAAUGUUUCAUCACCUACGUACAGGACCUGCCAAAUGGGAAAGAAAAGGGAAAAUUUCUGGCCCUCGAUCUUGGCGGCACCAACUUCUGGGUGUUGCUGAUCCACCUGAAGGACGAGAACGACUUCGAGAUGCUGUCGAAGAUUUAUGCCAUUCCACAGAGCAUUAUGCUCGGUAGUGGGACGCAACUGUUUGACCAUAUUGCUGAAUGUUUAGCCAACUUUAUGAAGGAACACUCAGUGUACGAGGAACGUUUACCGCUAGGAUUCACAUUCUCAUUCCCGCUAACGCAGCUGGGUCUUACCAAAGGUAUUCUUGCCCGAUGGACGAAAGGUUUCAACUGUUCCGGUGUCGUCGGUGAGGACGUUGUGCAGCUGCUGAAGGAUGCUAUCGCCAGACGGGGGGACGUUAAUAUAGCGGUAAUGGCAAUUCUAAACGAUUCCACCGGAACGCUGAUGUCGUGCGCGCACAGUAAUCACGAUUGCAAAGUCGGUGUGAUAAUUGGUACGGGCAGUAACGCGUGCUACGUGGAGAGAGUGGAAAACUGCGACCUCUUCGAUGGUCCCAAGGAGGGACCAAACAUUAAGAAGCAUGUGAUGAUCAAUACGGAGUGGGGCGCGUUCGGUGAUGACGGUGCGCUCGAUUUCGUACGCACGGAGUACGAUCGCGAGAUCGAUCAGCACAGUAUAAACCCGGGCCGGCAGCUACAAGAGAAAAUGAUCUCCGGCAUGUACAUGGGCGAGCUGGCUCGUUUGGCGAUAGUGAGGUUCACAAAGGCAGGCCUUCUGUUUGGUGGUGUCGGUUCCGAUAUUCUCUUCAAGCGCGGCCAGUUCUUCACGAAGUACGUUUCAGAAAUCGAAUCGGACAAACCGGGAACGUAUUACAACUGUCGGGAAGUGCUGGAAGAGCUGGGCCUCGAGCACGCGACCGAUGAGGACUGUGCGAAUGUACGCUACAUCUGCGAGUGUGUAUCUAGCCGGGCGGCUCACCUCGUAUCGGCCGGCAUUGCGGCAUUGAUUAACAAAAUGGACGAAACGAGCGUGACGGUUGGUGUUGACGGUUCCGUGUACCGUUUCCAUCCCAAGUUCCAUGAUCUGAUGGUGCAAAAGAUUCGACAGUUUGUGAAACCGCACAUUUCCUUCGAUCUGAUGCUAUCGGAGGAUGGUUCCGGUCGUGGUGCAGCGCUAGUAGCGGCCGUAGCCUGUCGUGAGGCACAGUAAACGCUUCGCGAGCAUCGAUCAGAUCGCGCCGGAGUAGCACCGACAUGAAGCAAGAAAACCGAACACUACCUACACUAAACCGCGUGUGCGUGUGGCCAGAGAGAUGGUGAAAAGUUUGGGUGCAGCUGGGUAGCUACUCUCCAGUCGCCGGUACACUGUUGUUAAUGUUCACGGGGGCCGUCAGCGCACGUGCUUCAGACUCUUUUCUUGUGUGUUGUAACGUUAUCAUGCAUCGUUUCUUUGUCACACGGCAGAACCACACUCGCGAUUUGAUGAAAAAUGGGUUACAAUAAUAGUGAGAGCGUACAGUAGAGUGACCACCUCACUGCGACAUAGUUGCGUACAAAACGUUCACAAUUCUCACCCCUAGCGUAACUAGUGAUUUAUAGAGUAUAUAUAUAUAUACAUAUUAUAUAUCUAUAGUGAAAGAAACAAUGUUGAUCAAUGAAUAAGAAAAGCAAAGCAAAUCAUUUUAUUACAAAAAGGGCCAUGGAGCGCAGCUUCUGUGCUCCGCCUGAAUCCCCACCACCACCACCGUACAUUUACUCUACCAAGCACACCGUCCGUUACGGAUACUGUGCGGAUCAUGAAUUCUUGCCCAGACCUACCGCAUCACCACGGGGAGAAAGUACAAGAACUUGUUCGUAACCGAAAAUGCUGCCAGACUAUGAGGAGUGCUACCUCAAACGGCAAGAAAUGCUAGUAUAUGCUAGGGAAAUUGGAUAGAAAAUCGGAUGUGUAAAUUAUCUUAGGAUCGGCCACGUGCGCUUCGAUGUGUAUGGAAAAAAAAGCUGCGAUAGUUUUAUCUUAGCAAAGCUUCUUUAUCUUCGGCAGUAGUUGUAUGCGUGAUCAUGUUUGUAGUGGGCUCUCUGCCCCCUGGCAGUGAUUACGAGAACGAGUGGUAAAGUUGAAGCGAUUUUUUACAUUAUGUUUAAGUUGAACUAGAAUCUGUCCAGGUUCAUCACUUUCUAUGCAUUGGUUUUGAAACAGAAUCGCUUACAAAAGUUGAAAGAAGUGUGAAAAAUUGAAGAUUUCCUUCAACACAUUCUGGUUCAACUUGUAUAGAGUUGUGAAAUGGGUUCAACUUUAUCUCUUGAGCUCGAAUUCUCUGUAUUGCCAUACAGUAUGCGAAGUCUUGGAGCGGCGAUUGUGUUUCUUUUUAGCUCGGUGGAAUAUAUAUGAACUUCGGCACUGAUGAACAAUGGUGUGCGGUAUUGAACGUUCGCGUGAGUUAGUCGAUAGUAAAAGAAAGCAGGGAGAAAGCAAAACAAUAAACAUUGCAAACCUUUUAAACUAUGUCGUCCGGAUGCAAAAAGGGUUGUACCGAUUGUAUCGGUUGGUUUUGCAAGCAAAAAAAAACGUUAAUCACUGUUUAAGGAUGUCGCUCAAAGCGUAAUUAAACAAAGGAGAGCGAGUAAAUGGGUGGCCAAGGUUUUUGAGUUUAGUGUUGUAGAUUGUACAUUAUUUUAAAAUUAGUUACAAUUAUUGAUGUUACUGUAUUUCUUUUGUUUUUUUCAUUCGCGAACUAAGGAAAUAAUCGAGUGCUAAGGUCGAUAGUAGAAGAAGGCAUGUGGGAGCAGAUAUAACUAGCAAAAGGGGCAAGGAAUGGAAAAAAUAGACAUAUAUUGAAUAAGAAAAGUGAAAGUAACAAAUUAGUGUAGAAAAAUAAGAAAUUAUCCCGAAAACCAGAAUGAGACAGCCAAAAAACCAUCGUGAGUGCUGUUGUAUCAAGUGUAAUAAAGUAGCAACUGGUGAAUACGAA